This is a messenger RNA of Pygocentrus nattereri (red-bellied piranha), 1769 nucleotides long. RefSeq lists its product as uncharacterized. The coding region runs from base 105 to 1547 and encodes 480 amino acids. The record is from RefSeq and is a predicted model, not a curated record. The transcript is spliced from 10 exons. Lineage: Eukaryota; Metazoa; Chordata; Actinopteri; Characiformes; Serrasalmidae.
UCUGUUUUCUCUGACCAAACAGACGCUCUGUCCACUACGAGACACACCACAGCAGAGAUCUAAAACAGGAGUCACAGCUCUGCUGGACGGACACAGACGCUGAGAUGAUGCUGCGUGUGCUGUUGCUGCUGUCGCUCCUGUCUGUGCCGGGACUCUCCGCCUCCACAGAGAGCCUCGCAGCCGGAGCCAAAGCAGUGCAGUCGUCUACAGUGGACGGGUCAGGAGACGCUCAGAACGCUGUGGACGGAAACAGAAACACGGACUACAGGAGGGGCUCAUGCAGUCACACCAACUAUGAGAGGGACCCCUGGUGGAGGGUGGAGCUGCCCGCUGUCUACAACGUGACCUCAGUGACCAUCACCAACCGCGGAGACUGCUGCGGACACCGGAUCAACAGAGCUCAGAUUCGGAUCGGCAACAGCCUCAAGAACAACGGCAACAAUAACAAACUAGUCGCCGUUAUUCACUCUCUACAAACCGGAGCCACGAGUACAUUCAGCUUCAGCGCCGCUGAGGGGCAGUUCAUCAACAUCCUUCUACCGGGAGGUGGUAAAAUCCUGACUCUGUGUGAGGUGGAGGUGUGGGCAGACGACCAGCUCAGGCCACAUCCUCACGAGAACAUCGCUGCCGGAGCCAAAGCUGCGCAGUCGUCGACCCAAGAACAUCAAGGAAACGCUCAGAACGCUGUGGACGGAAACAAUAACACAGACUACAGGAGGGGCUCCUGCACGCUCUCUAAAUUUGAAGCAGAACCCUGGUGGAGGGUGGAGCUGCCGGGCGUCUGCAACGUGACCUCAGUGACCAUCACCAACCGCGGAGACUGCUGUGGACACCGGAUCAACGGAGCUCAGAUUCGGAUCGGCAACAGCCUCAAGAACAACGGCAACAACAACAAACUAGUCGCUGUGAUUGGCCCUCUCGGCUCUGAGGUCACAAAAACCUACAGGUUCAGAGCCACAGAGGGUCGCUAUGUUAAUAUUUUCCUACCAGGAGAGAACAAGAUACUCACUCUGUGUGAGGUGGAGGUGUUCGCAGAUGAAGAAUUCAGGCCUGAGUCUCUUUACCUCCACGACCAGACCGAGCUGCAGAACCUCGCUCUCAGAGGAACCGCCACUCAGUCCAGCCUGCACAGCUCCAGCACACUGGCUGCCUUCGGACUCGCCCAAAACGCCAUUGACGGGAACCGAAACUCUCACCUGAAGAGGGGCUCCUGCAUGCAGACAGGAAAGGAGAGCGCCCCCUGGUGGAGGGUCAUCCUGCAUCACAAAUCCAUGAUAUUCUCUGUGGCCCUGACCAAUCGAGGGGACUGCUGCUCGGAAGACCUGGACGGUGCCGAGAUCCGGAUCGGUGAUUCCGUAAAGAACAAUGGGAAAGAUAAUCCACUCUGCGCCACUGUGUCCUCCAUCCCUGCUGGACAGACGGAGUACUUUAACUGCAGCGCUCUGCUGGAGGGCAGCUACGUGACCGUGUCUUUGCCCCGAGAGGGAACUCUGAGUCUGUGUGAGGUGGAGGUGUUUGGGGUUCCAGUCGUCCGAUGUGGAGACUGAGUCUAAUGACCCCCCGCGUUUGUGGACGGGCCUCUCAGAGCCUGGGAGGGUUUGUUUGUUCAGUCAUGGACGAAUGUGACUCUAAUUCUGAUUCUCAUUCAAUUCAGAGGGUCUGCGUUUGGGUCUGACUCGCCGCGAGACGCCGUCUCUCCUUUAACUGGGACAACUCACGCUGUGUGUUUCAGUCUUUAGGUGUCAUUAAUAAAUGAAGUGAAUCUAAAA